Molecule: messenger RNA, 1260 nt
Organism: Chaetura pelagica (chimney swift)
Lineage: Eukaryota; Metazoa; Chordata; Aves; Apodiformes; Apodidae
Gene: GORASP1
Product: golgi reassembly stacking protein 1, 65kDa
Exons: 8
Coding region: 1-1260 (419 amino acids)
Biological process (GO): Golgi organization
Cellular component (GO): Golgi apparatus
Molecular function (GO): protein binding
Source: RefSeq, a predicted model, not a curated record
AUGUAUAAUAAAAAUACAGUGUAUGUUUUGCAGGUCCAAGAAAACUCCCCAGCUCAACAAGGAGGACUGGAACCUUUCUUUGAUUUCAUCAUUGCAAUAGGACACACGAGGCUUAAUAAAGAAAACAACAUGUUGAAAGAUCUGCUAAAGGCAAAUGCUGAAAAAGCAGUGAAGCUGGAGGUGUACAACAUCAAAACAAUGAAAAUAAGAGAGGUGGAGGUGAUCCCCAGUAACAUGUGGGGAGGACAAGGUCUUCUUGGAGCCAGCGUGAGGUUCUGCAGCUUCCAAGGAGCUAAUGAACACGUGUGGCACGUUUUGGAUGUUGAACCUGCAUCUCCUGCAGCUCUAGCUGGUCUCCAGCCAUACACUGACUAUGUUGUUGGAUCUGAUCAGAUUCUUCAGGAGUCAGAGGAUUUCUUUUCACUGAUUGAAUCCCACGAGGGGAAGCCACUGAAGCUGAUGGUUUAUAACACUGAAGCAGAUUCCAUUCGAGAGGUAGUUGUGACUCCCAAUGGAGCUUGGGGUGGAGAAGGAAGUUUAGGAUGUGGUAUUGGAUAUGGCUAUUUGCACAGAAUUCCAACACAGUCAGUACCAUCAAAGAAAAAUCCAGAAAGCAAACCACCCUCACCAUUACCAGAAGCUGGAACUCCUGUACCAUCUACUAAUGGUUACACAGAGACUCCCUUAUUGGCACCUGCUUCUCAGAGUGACAACUCUGAAAUGGUUAUGAACUUGGAUCGCUCCACAGACCAAGAAAUGAGUGGUUAUUCACCAGAAAGCUCACUUUCUCCUCCUCCUCCUCUCCAGAGAGUUAUGGAUCCAGGAUUUCUAGAUAUGUCUGGUACUACAUUUCCUGAACUCAUUGACCUAACAAAAGGGUCCAACGUGUCUUCAUCUGCCUCCUCCAACACCCCAGCAGCAGAUGGGUUAGCAGGCACUGAACAGUUCACGUUGAACACUGACACUUCUGCUUAUUUUGACAAUUCCACAGCUUUGGCCCCUGAAGAUGUAACUGUGCCUUCUGAAGGCCCAGUCAAGCAGCCCGAGCUGGAUGAUCCACUGCCUUCCAUUCCACCUUUACCGUCUUUUGCUCUCCCUAAUGAAAUUUCUCCAGAAACACCACCAGGAACUGAUGGAGAUAACCAAGAAACAAAGUUGAUCUUAAACAGUGAGAGCUCGUUAACCACUAGUCCUGUGAAACCAGAUGAUGAAGCAGCAUGUGAACAGAAAGAAGAAGAGGCUGCACAAGAUCCUGAGUGA